GAAUUUCAUUGCAAUUCCACACAAGAAGAAGAUGACGACUUUCCUGUUACAAAACCUCCCGCCAGUUCCUUCAUCUUUGACACCCAUUCGCUACACCUCCUCAAUAUCACACACACUUGUAUGUAUUGUCAAUAAUAAUAAUAGUAAUACAGAUAAACCCAGAAAAAUAAAACCCAGAAUAACCAAAAUCAAAAUCAAAGAACCAGACGAUUAUCAUGCCACUCUCAAAGCCCUCAAUUCCAAAGGCCGAACCCCACGAAAGGCCCUUGGUCAGCAUUAUAUGUUAAAUGGUGAAGUAAAUGAACAGCUUGUUGAUGCUGCCAAUGUGGGUAAUGGUGAUAUUGUUCUUGAAAUCGGUCCUGGAACUGGGUCGCUUACGAAUGUUCUUGUUGAGUCUGGUGCAAAUGUUCUUGCUAUUGAAAAGGAUCCUUAUAUGGCUGCACUUGUUACAGAUCGUUUCGCUAGUACUAAUCGUGUGAAGGUGAUACAAGACGACUUUACAAAAUGCCAUCUCCGAUCUGAGUUGUCGUCAUACAUGGGAAGUGAUUCCUCAGAUUCAAAUCCAUAUGCAAAGGUAGUUGCCAAUAUACCGUUCAAUAUAAGUACUGAUAUAGUUAAACAACUUCUUCCAAUGGGUGAUAUCUUCUCGGAUGUAGUCUUAUUACUCCAGGAUGAAACCGCUUUGCGUAUGGUGGACUCAUCUUUGAGGACUCAUGAAUACCGGCCCAUCAAUAUCUUCAUUAACUUUUACUCAGAUCCUGAAUACAUAUUCAAGGUCCCAAGGGAAAACUUCUUUCCUCAACCUAAAGUAGAUGCAGCUGUUGUUGUGUUUAGACUGAAGCAAGAAGUAGACUACCCCCAAGUGUCAUCAACCAAGAGCUUCUUUUCAAUGGUUCACUCUGCAUUUAAUGGGAAACGUAAGAUGCUGCGGAAAACACUCCAACACAUAACAUCCUCUCUAAAGAUUGAGGAAGCUCUUGUAAACAUUGGUCUUCAUGCUACUUCAAGGCCAGAAGAACUGACACUAGAAGAUUUUGUAAAGUUGCAUAAUUUGAUUGUAGAUGCAUAACACAAAUUGUAUUUAUAGAUACUCCUUUGUAUUGAGCAUAGGUAGGAAAAUUGUACUUGAUGGAUCUCUCAUCCUUGUAAGCUACUACAACAUUCAAAGUUGUAUACUUGUAUGGUACAAAUGUUGUAAACUUGUAAGAAGUAUUUGUGUAGAUUUGAGGAGA
This is a messenger RNA of Erigeron canadensis, 1232 nucleotides long. RefSeq names its product ribosomal RNA small subunit methyltransferase, chloroplastic. Gene Ontology annotation, biological process: rRNA methylation. The transcript has 10 exons. Bases 32 to 1069 code for a protein of 345 amino acids. Gene Ontology annotation, molecular function: rRNA (adenine-N6,N6-)-dimethyltransferase activity. Gene Ontology annotation, cellular component: mitochondrial matrix. Lineage: Eukaryota; Viridiplantae; Streptophyta; Magnoliopsida; Asterales; Asteraceae. The record is from RefSeq and is a predicted model, not a curated record.